AUGUGAUCACAUGAUUCCUAGUGUCACCUGACAGUUGGAGUCCACCCUGUGCUGUGCAGUCGGAAGCUAAGCUAACUGUUAAGAUGGACUGAAUGAGUGAAAACUAAAGUAUUCUCCUGUUUAUGUUGCAGUGUCACAUCUAGUCGACAUCUCCCUGGUCACCGCAGACGGAUGCGGCGACAGGAAAUGCGCUGGUGAGCCCUGGACGGAAGUAAACAGUGCUAAGCUAGCUAGCUAGUUUCGCUAUGUCGUCUUAGAACUGACUCGUCUUCUGCCCCGAUUUUUCAUCUGGAGACGACUUUAUUUAAAGGUGUAGAAAUAAGGUGAAGAUUCAACCAUGGCUUCAAUUCUCGACGAGUACGAGGACUCGCAGAACACGAGGCAGAGUGCGCAGCAGCACAGCCGCCUGUCAAGUGCCAACAUCGGGAUAACGCACUCAGGCUUUGUGAACGUGAGACUGGAGGAAGAGAAGCCGAUAUUCAACAAGCAGAGGAUCGACUUCACACCCCCGGAGAAGAUAAACCAUCUUGCAGUCUGCAACAAUCAGCUGUGCAUGAGUCUGGGGAAGGACACCCUGCUGAGGAUUGACUUGGCCAAGCCAGAUCAGCCUAAUCAGAUCGAAUUGGGAAGGAAAGACGACAGCAAAGUGCACAAACUGUUCCUGGACCCCACAGGCUCCCAUGUGCUGAUCAGCCUGAGCACCAGUGAGUGUCUGUACCUCAACAGGAACACGCAGAAGGUGCGCAGUCUGUCCCGCUGGAGAGGCCACCUCAUUGAGAGCGUUGGCUGGAACAAGCUGCUGGGCAACGAGACCAGCACGGGACCCAUCCUGGUUGGCACCGGUCAAGGCAUCAUCUUUGAGGCUGAGAUAUCCGCAAGCGAGGGCAGCCUGUUCAACACCAAUCCAGACCAGUACUUCAGACAGGUCCACUCUCUGGAGGAGGAUGGGAAGCCAGCACCCAUCUGCUGCCUGGAGGUGGAGCGCGGCCUGGAGAACAAGUACUUCAUCAUCGCCACCACACGCAAACGCCUGUUCCAGUUUGUGGGUAAGAUACCCGAGGGGUCAGAGCAGCUGGGCUUCAGCUCCAUCUUCAACCAGAACCAGGACCUGCUGCCCAGUUUCCAGGAGUUCCCGGCCAACAUGGGCUACAGCGAGAUCACGUUCUACACCUCGAAGCUGCGCACUUCCCCCAAGGCGUUUGCCUGGAUGAUGGGUAAUGGAGUUCUUUAUGGUCAGCUGGACUAUGUGAGGCCUGAUUCCCUGCUAAGUGAUGUGCAGGUAUGGGACUACACCCCGGACAUUGACCUUACUCUCAAGAAGCCCAUCUCCAUUGUGCUGACACAGUUCCACUUCCUGUUGUUGCUCCAUGACCGAGUCAAGGCCAUCUGCACUCUGAAUGGACAGGUUGUUUACGAGGAUGUGUUCCCAGAUAAAUUUGGCGCCCUCAAGAGGAUGAUUAAGGACCCAGUUGGUGGGUUGGUGUGGAUCUACACCGAGCGGGCAGUCUUCCGCUAUCACAUCCAGCGCGAGGCCAGGGACGUCUGGCAGAUGUACAUGAGCAUGAAUAAAUUUGAUCUGGCCAAGGAGUACUGCCGUGACCGACCUGAGUGCAUGGACAUGGUACUGGCGAAGGAGGCUGAGCACUGCUUCCAGAAUAAGCGAUACCUGGAGAGCGCCAAGUGCUAUGCACUGACACAGAACUACUUUGAGGAAAUAGCGCUCAAGUUCAUCGAAGCCAAACAAGAGGAAGCCUUGAAGGAGUUCUUACUGAAGAAACUAAAUAACUUGAAACAGAGUGAGAGAACGCAGAUCACCUUGCUGGUCACCUGGCUAGCAGAGCUCUAUCUGAACAGUCUCGGCCAGCUGGAGAGUGACGGUAACAGCAUCAUCUUCCAGGAGACCCGUGAUGAGUUCCGCAACUUCCUCAGCUGCUCCAAGCACAAGGAGUGCCUGUUCAACAACCGCAGCACCAUCUAUGACCUGCUGGCCAGCCACGGCAACGUGGACGACAUGGUUUACUUCUCCGUCGUCAUGCAGGACUACGAGAGGGUGAUUUCCCACUACUGCCAACACGAUGACUACAGCGCCGCUCUGGACGUGCUCUCCAAGCACUGUGACGAGAAGCUCUUUUACAAGUUCUCCCCCGUCCUCAUGCAGCACAUUCCCAAAAAAGUGGUCGACGCGUGGAUCCAGAUGGGCAAGAAGCUGGAGCCAAAGAAACUCAUCCCGGCCCUUAUGAACUACAGCCAGAUGGGCAGCACCCAGCAGAUCAGUGAAACCAUUCGCUACAUGGAGUUCUGCGUCUACGAGCUCAAUGUGACAGAGGAGGCGAUCCACAACUACCUGCUGUCGCUCUAUGCCAAGUACAAGCCGGACUCUCUGCUGGCGUACCUGGAGCAGGCAGGUAAACACGCCUCAGAGAUACACUAUGACCUGAAGUAUGCUCUCAGGUUGUGCGCUGAACAUGGCUACCUCCGCGCCUGUGUCCUGGUUUAUAGGAUUAUGGAACUGUAUGAGGAGGCAGUGGAUCUCGCUUUACAAGUUGAUGUAGACCUGGCCAAGUCAUGCGCUGACCUGCCUGAGGAUGACGAGGAACUGAGGAAAAAGCUUUGGCUGAAGAUCGCCCGGCACGUUGUCCAAGAGGAGAAAGACGUGAAGAAGGCCAUGAACUGCCUGUCCAGCUGCGACCUGCUGAAGAUCGAAGACAUCCUGCCCUUCUUCCCGGACUUUGUCACCAUUGACCACUUUAAGGAGGCCAUCUGCAGCUCCCUGCAGGAGUACAACCAGCACAUCGAGGAGCUGAAGCAGGAAAUGGAGGAGGCUACGGAAAGCGCCAAGCGAAUAAGAGAAGACAUCCAAGAAAUGAGGAACAAAUAUGGUGUGGUUGAUUCCCAAGAGAAAUGUGCUGCCUGUGACUUCCCGUUGCUCAACAGGCAGUUCUAUCUAUUCUUGUGUGGACACAUGUUCCACUAUGACUGCCUCUUCCAGGAAGUGACUCCUCAUAUGUCGACCUACAAGCAGGGUCGCCUGGAGGAGCUUCAGAAAAAGCUGUCCGCAACCACGCAAACGUCCAAGUCUCGCCAGCGCGCGGCGACCAAGGACGAGGGUGACACUUCCAGCCUGGGAAAGGGCAAUGCGGGCACGAGCCGGGAGCAGAUAAAAUCAGACAUUGACGACAUCAUUGCGUCCGAGUGCGUGUACUGCGGCGAACUGAUGAUCAAAUCCAUCGACAAGCCUUUCAUCGACCCACUUAAAUUUGAGGAGGAAAAGUCCAGCUGGCUAUGAAUGAGUGAAUCUUUGUGUCAAUGAAACCGCAUCAUCCGUAGGGCAGACCCGUUCAGGGGUUCCACUUACUGCACAGUGGGAAUUCCUACUGUUGCAAACUGCACGCUUCAGUCUCUCUCUACACAAUAAACCUUUUUUGUUGGUCAUAUUCGAAGCCGACUUUAAGACCUUUGCACUUUGUAUGGGAGCAUUUAGUGAAAUGUGGACAUGAAUUGAAACUGUGGGCUAUGAGUCACGAUGAUGAUGAUAUUAUGUGAAACAAUAACGCCAGGGCUGUACAGUACAUACAUGUGCCUGAACCUCUGAAUAUUGUGGUAGAAAAAGAUUCAGAUAUGACUGCACUAUACAUUUACGAACUACAUUAGCUUAUGCACUUGUUUGGUCCAUUUAAAACAUAACAUGCACUUGGACAAUGUCUGUGUCGCCUUAGCUGAGUUCAUCAUCUCCGAUCUACAGCUCUGGGUUCAUGUUGCAGUCAGUGCGAUAAAUUAACAAACUGUUGUUUCAUAUAUCUGCUGCAGCUCAGUUGUGGCACAUUAAAGCUUGUCAAUACUCA
This is a messenger RNA of Hippoglossus stenolepis (Pacific halibut), 3842 nucleotides long. RefSeq names its product VPS18 core subunit of CORVET and HOPS complexes (gene vps18). The record is from RefSeq and is a predicted model, not a curated record. Gene Ontology annotation, biological process: intracellular protein transport; endosome to lysosome transport; lysosome organization. Lineage: Eukaryota; Metazoa; Chordata; Actinopteri; Pleuronectiformes; Pleuronectidae. Gene Ontology annotation, molecular function: protein-macromolecule adaptor activity. Gene Ontology annotation, cellular component: HOPS complex; endosome. The transcript has 9 exons. The coding region runs from base 338 to 3286 and encodes 982 amino acids.